UAUGUUAUAAAGAAGAAGAAUUCGUUCCUUUACGACACAAUGCUUAGACAAGGUUUAUCACUCCUUCAGAGAAAUCGCAGUAAAUUCUUACUACUAGGUAUUUUGCCAUUGCACUCAGAUCCCGAUGACAAAGUAUCAAAGGAAACAAAAACAUACAAAUCAUUUGUACAAAGACCACCCUCAAAUGAAACCGGCUGGGAACGGGUGAAAGAAGUCUUCAAAGUGGAUGAAUUUGGCUCAAUUUCACCUGAAUUGAAUUCGAUCUAUCAGGCUGGUUUCCUGGGUUUUUUGGUUGGUGGUAUCUAUGGCGGUAUUAUACAAUCGCGAACGGCAUAUAUGGACUUUAUGGAAAAUAAUCAAGCUACUGCUUUUCAGUCUCACUUGGAUGCCAAGAGAAAACUACAGGACAAGUUCACAAUGAGUUUUGCCAGAGGAGGUCUAAAAUGGGGCUGGCGCGUAGCAUUAUUUACCACAUCCUAUUAUGGCAUGGUAACCUUGGUCUCCGUAUACCGAGAAAAAUCCUCAAUCUAUGAAUAUUUGGCAGCUGGAACAAUAUCAGGUGCUCUUUACAAACUAAACAUGGGUUUAAGGGGUAUGGCAGCUGGUGGCAUAAUUGGUGGAUUUCUGGGAGGAUUGGCAGGUGGAGCAUCGCUGUUAAUAAUGUCGUUAUCUGGUACUACUAUGCAAGAGGUUCGUUAUUGGCAAUAUAAAUGGAGAACGGAUAGAGAUCAAGCAAUCGCAGAAACCUAUAAGUUGGCCGAAGAAGAGGAUGAACCUACACCCGAACUUAUGAAAGCCCACGACGCUAAAGUUGGAGAAAAAAUAACAUUAGAAACCAUAAAGCUGGAACCUGAACAGAAUGAAACGAAACCCCAAGAUCCAAAACCAGUUCAUACAAAAGUUGCCGAACAGAUUACAGCGAAAAAGUAGAAAACUCAAUUUGUUAUCUUUAGCUUGUUAUUUUUGUAAAUAAAGAAAAUACCUAUGAUCGGUAUGAAAACAA
Messenger RNA from Musca domestica (house fly), 1003 nucleotides. RefSeq names its product RPII140-upstream gene protein (gene 140up). Gene Ontology annotation, cellular component: mitochondrion. NCBI's taxonomy places the organism in Eukaryota, Metazoa, Arthropoda, Insecta, Diptera, Muscidae. The transcript is spliced from 6 exons. The record is from RefSeq and is a predicted model, not a curated record. Bases 40 to 930 code for a protein of 296 amino acids.